AUGAAUCAAUCUGAAUUUCAAGAAGUACACUUGUUGAACCUACAGGAUGAAAUAUUUCUACACAUAUUUAGUUAUGUUAAUAUUUCAUGGCGUGAAAACGUUGCACAAGUUUGUAAGCAAUAUUGUCCACAGAUUUGCAACGAAGAAAUCCGCAGAUCAAUUGUCAACUCUUCUCGUGAAUUUGAAGAUUUAACAAUCGAUUUAAAUGAUGAUGAAUUGAUGGAAACGAAACAUGUAGAAGAUGUGAUUUUAAAAUUCGGGAAAAGAAUAAAAAGGUUUGAAUUAAAGGAUUUUGACUUGUCAGAGUCGAAGCUAAGAAGAAUAUUUGAUUGCAUUCCUAACGUCGAAAAUCUGGUACUGAAUUCUUGUCGCUCUUCUGCUUGCUCUUCUGUAUAUUUAAAAAGUAUAACCAAACCGAAUGCAGAUAUUUCUGAACCAAACUUAUGCAAACUGAAGAAGCUAACGAUUGGAGGUUGGAGUAUUCCCGACAUGUCGGACAUCUUGCUUAACACCUUGCUUAACGCAAUACCAAAAGAUAGUAUAAAAGAACUAAUUAUCGAUAUUCCUGAAGUCUUUGACAUGGUUUGGCAAGAAUUCUUAAAUCAACAAACUAGCAUUAAAAUGCUUGAAAUAUCAACACAUGAAUAUAACAACCGAGUUAAGUUCGAUCAUCUCAAACUUGAACAUUUGACACUUGGUCGGUAUUUUGAUGAGGAAGAUGUCUCUAUCAUUUUGCAGCAGCAGCCGGGACUUCUUUACUUCGAAAGUAUAGCCUAUAGAACUUUAACUGGCAAUAAUUUUUUUACAGCGUUAUGUGAGUUGAAUAAUCUCGAAGUCACAAUAUUGUCCGUCAACCUUGAUAUGCCUUAUCCUGUCUUUCAAUCUCUUAAAUACCUCACUCAUUUAAAGAAACUUGAAUUAAAAAGCAAACAAGGUGAAGAGUCUAAUAAUCUCCUUGAGUUGAGCAGAAUGCAAUUAAAUAUUGAAAAAUUAAUAAUUUCCUACGGUGAGAAAAUUCCACCAGAAUUUUUCAUUCAAAUGAGCCAAAACUUCCGGAAACUUAAGCACAUUAAACUUCGGAAUCGCUACACAAAUAUCAUUAAUACAAUUUUGGAAAACUUCCCCAAUCUGGAGUCGAUUGCCAUCGAGUUCGAGUAUUGCGUUGAUGAUGUAGACGUUUUAGUCAUCGAUGAGAAUCUAAGACAUGAGAAGCUUGUGGAAAUGAUUAUGAAUGGUCGUAGUGUCAAUGGCGAUAACACAAGAGCGCUUCUCUCACUGCUCAAUGUUUGCCCAAAUGUCGAGCGGAUUAUGUUAGCAAUGGAUGAUGAAUUUUAUAAUGAAGACCUGCAACAGAUUAUCAAUGAUCAUCCCAAGUUAACUCAUUUGAAAAUUGUAAACGAAGAUUUAAAAACUAAAAUUAUCCUUGAAGAUGAAACAAUUGAUUGUAUCCGCACAGCAGCAAGCAGACUCAAAUUCAUAGAAUUAUAUGGAUUCCUGGUUUCGCCUAAAUCAUCUCUAAAAACACUGUUUAAGGAUGAAUUUAACUAUUUCCGUUGCUACGAUGAAGAGAGGAACGAAUAUAUUGAAUGCCAUCUUAUCAUGAAGAAACGAAAUGUUCCCGAUUGGGAUUUUUAUUGGGAUUUAUAA
Molecule: messenger RNA, 1647 nt
Organism: Clunio marinus
Lineage: Eukaryota; Metazoa; Arthropoda; Insecta; Diptera; Chironomidae
Source: the annotation of a GenBank genome assembly